This is a messenger RNA of Anolis carolinensis (green anole), 7300 nucleotides long. It is a transcript of the gene rin3, whose product is annotated as Ras and Rab interactor 3. Gene Ontology annotation, cellular component: cytosol; endocytic vesicle. The transcript is spliced from 10 exons. Gene Ontology annotation, molecular function: small GTPase binding; guanyl-nucleotide exchange factor activity. The record is from RefSeq and is a predicted model, not a curated record. NCBI's taxonomy places the organism in Eukaryota, Metazoa, Chordata, Lepidosauria, Squamata, Anolidae. The coding region runs from base 2135 to 5155 and encodes 1006 amino acids. Gene Ontology annotation, biological process: signal transduction; vesicle-mediated transport.
AAAGUUGAGCACCAACCCCCAGAGUCGGACAUGACUAGACUUAACGUCGGGAAAACCUUCAGAAAUGACUUGAAGUAACAUAAAACUACAGUGUAGUUAUUGUUUAUUACUUACAUUUAUCCAGCCUUUUGUCCAUUUGUCUGAAGGCAUGGCUUUCCUCCACAUUAUUCAAAGUGAGAGAGAAAGUUUGACCAAAGGUCACCCAGUGGCUCAGCAGAGACUAGAAUAUGAAUAUUCUAGCUUCUGGUCCAGCAGAGUAAUCAUUACCUUUCACUGGCUUCUGCUAGGAUUCCUAAGUCCAAUCCUUAGUCUACUAAACCCAUUGGAUCAAUGGAUUUGACACAAGUGAGACUCACAAUUCGAUUUCAUUUUUUGUGUUCUCCUGGGCAGCUUUUCUAUAAGCAAGAGAUGUGUGCUAGUUCAUAGGGAAGCACUUUCAUUAAAAGACAAGAGGAGGAACCGUAAAUAUUGGCUUUUUUCUUGUGUCAGGAGUGACUUGAGAAAGUCGCUUCUGGUGUGAGAGAAUUUGCUGUCUGCAAGGACGUUGCCCAAGGGAUGCCCAGAUGUUUUGAUGUUUUUACCAUCCUUGUGGGAGGCUUCUCUCAUGUCCCCACAUGGAGCUGGAGCUGAUAGAGGGAACUCAUCCAUGCUCUCCCCCGGUUGGAUUCGAACUGGCAACCUUCAGGUCAGCAACCCAGCCUUCAAGUUAUCAAUCCUGCCGGCACAAGGGUCUGACCCACUGCACCACCCAGGGCUCCAGAUACUGGCUGAAAUGUAAUGAGACUGUGGAGAAAACAAAGGACGUAUCUCAGUGAAGUUUCUCCUGGUUAAUCACAAAGGUUGUGUGAUUCAAAAAUUCUGAGGCAAGGUUUGAUCUGGCCCACUAAGCCUAGGCUUUUAAUGAGUAGGACAAGUUCAACCCAACAUGUUUUACUGCCUGAAGUGGAGAAGUAAACAGCCUCUGUGCCAAACCAUAGUACCUCAAGCAGUUUUGUAUAGAUGGCAGAAAAUGCCAUUAGACUCUCCCACUUUUUAUUAGAUAGGUUUAUUCAUAUAUAUUUUUUUUGCUCUCUCAGGCCCUAUUUACACUGCCAUAUAAUCCAGUUUCAGAAUGUAGAUUAACAGGAUUAUAUAGCUGUGCAGACUGAUAUAAUUGUUCAGUGCAGUUCAAUGAGCAUUAUAUGAAACUACACUGACAGUAUAGUAAGGUUUGAACUGCAUUAUAUGGCAGUGUAGAUGGGGCUUUAACCACUUCGUAUCCAGAUAGCUUUUCCAACUGCAGGGCUUCUUCUUUUGUGAUAUUGUUCACCAGCAUUUUUUCUUUUUUUCCUUAUUAGCAAUUGGCAGAAUUUUCAUGAAUUAAAAAAUCUGCUUCCCGAGUUUGCCACCUCCCUUAAGGCUGACCCUAAUGUGUUCAUAUGGUAGCAGGUUCAGGAUACAUAAAGGCAGCGUGCCGUCAGAAAUGUGUGCCGCUUCCAGUGUGUAAAUGUUCCACUCUUGCCAGUCCCAUGUAAAUAGAGUGAGGGUUUCCAGGCUCCAUCUGGUUCCAGUUACUCACUCACACACGCCAAUACACAUGCCUCAGGAAUGUGCAGAUGGACAGUGUGCCGCUGUGCAUAAAAUCCAUCCUAAUGUUCAUUGUGCUCUGUCACUUCCUCACCUCCAGAAUGUACCUGUAGCUCUGGUGCAUUAAUUCCUUCCUUUGACUUCAAGGAAACGCCAGGUACAAAAAGCUACUGGUGACUAACAGUCACUCACAGGCCUCUCUUUGUACUAUCUGAGCUUAAGUUCAUGACCAAAAAUGGGUUUAUUAAAAAAAUCAGAAGAAAACACCCUUGACCACCAAGGACUGCCUCUUCCUGAAAGCCCCCGUUCACAUAAAUACAGGAAGUAGAAAGAAAGCAGCUAAAAGCAGACACAUUUGGAAGUGUAUCAUUACUUGGGAGCCUCUGGGCUUUUGGAAGCACGGCAAUAAAAAAGCGUCCUGUCAGAUGCAUCAUCUGCCUUAAAAAGUGGGGGUCUGGAGAAGGCGUGGAAGUUUGGUCAGGAUAUGCCAAGGUAUAACUUGCUUCACAAGGGAGAUUGUGAGUGAUUUUGGAGGGAGAAGCAGCUCACCAGCUUCUUGGCGGAGAGGAUGAAAACAUCGCUGGGAAACCAGGGAACUGGACUUGUCACAGAAAGUGGUGACGAACAGGAAAAGAAGCCCCUGUCAAGUCAAUCUAUUGCUCCAAGAAGUUGCUUCCCUCCACCCGGCAUCGGCGUCCUUGAAAAGCUCAUCAAAACUUGCCCAGCUUGGCUUCAGCUGAGCCUCAGUAAAGAAAAGGCUGCUGAGAUACUUUGCAAGGAACCAGCAGGGAUAUUCAUGGUUAGGAAAGAUGAGAAAAUGGAAAAUCUGUUCCUCUCAGUUCAUCACACAACUCAAAAAGAGACUUCAGAGGUCCUGGAGUACAAGAUUAAAGAAGAAAAAUCAUUUCUGUACCUGGAAAGAUCUCUCCUUGUGUUUGAAGACAUUUUCAGACUGGUUGCAUUCUACUGUGUCAGUAGAGAUUUGCUUCCCUUCACAUUGAGACUACCACAAGCAAUAUUGGAAGCCAAUAGCUCUACAGACUUAGAAACCAUCUCUAACCUGGGGACAGGUUUCUGGGACUCUGCUUUAAAUCAAAGGCAAGGCAGAAGGUUUCCCCAUUCUGUGAGAGGUCCUGCUUUCGCCACAGCCCAAGGAAAAAAAGUAAAAAACACCAACCAGUGUUUUGCAAGCAGCGCAAACAAUUGUUCAUGUGAAAUUGAGUUGUCAAUAGGAAAUGACAGGUUGUGGUUUGUAAAUCCUAUUUUUAUAGAAGAGAGAAGCCAUUGGUUUCCCCUGAAUGUUCCUCCCCCAGAGAGCGGCAGGGAGAGUUCUUCUUUUACUAGAAAUACUGUGCAAAGUCCACAAAAGAAAUCGCCAAGUCGCCGGCCUCCUCCACCUCCUCCUCCUCCUCCACCACCUCUACAUGUUCUGAAACAGCCUGACAAGCCUCCCAUGACCACGUCUGAAGAGGACCACCUUCAGGAUCUGGGGAAGAACAAAAAGGAGAUGAAAACUGAAGCUUUCAAAGAGAAGGAUGGGCAGCAAUCCUUCUUUCCUGAUGACUCCUCUUCAUCUGCCAUUCUCAAGAAAUGCCUACCUCCUUCUGUUCCACCAAGGAGAUGCUCAACUGAAAAACCUUCGGGGAAAUCCUGUUUUGACAAAUCAGGGCCAGUCCCAAAACCAGGAGGUGAACAAGUAGCAAAGCAGAAUGGUAGGGAUGACAACUGUGUCAAAGAUAUCCAAGCCGUGGAAGAAACACAAGUGUUGAAAGAGAAGAUGGAUAAGACCUCCUCAGCAGCUUUGGACAUGAAACUUGGAAAUAAGGCUAAGAACCCAACUGAGUUGCAAAAGAAGCCCACAGAGAAUGACAGCUGUGCCAAAGAUAUCCAAGCCACGGAAGGAACACAGUUGUUGGAAGAGAAGAUGGAUAAGACCUCCUCAGCAGGUUUGGAGAUGAAACUUGGAAAUAAGGUUAAGAAGCCAACUGAGCUGCAAAGGAAGCCCACAGAAAAAUCCACAGGGCCUCCCAUCCCACCCCCAAGAAAAAAGAGGCUUUCCCGAUAUCCAUCAUCUGCCAGCUCUGGAUAUUCAAAGCACACAAACACUGAAGAUCUGGAGGUGUUCAGUCCUGAUGAAAACCCACAGACAGGAGAAAAAACCUUCUCUGACAUAAAAAGGGAAUCAAAAGCAACCUUUAAACUUGUCAGCACAUCAGACUGUGAAGGUUCUCGUGACUCACUGCAUUGUCCAGUAGGCAAUACUGGCCUUCCAACAACCACAUCUGAACUUGACUCCUAUUCCACGAGUAGCACCGAGGAUGAGCUGGAGUCGGUGAGCAGCCCUUCUGUGAAGAAGACCCGGUCCAUGAUUUUAGGCAAAGCCAGGCAUCGUCUGUCCAUGGUCAGCCUGAGUAAUGUCUUCACAGCUUUCCUGUCUGCUGACAGAAAGCUCCAGAAGAAGAUUGUGGAGUUGGCUCAAGAUAAGGACUCAUACUUUGGCAACUUGGUGCAGGACUAUAAAGUGUACAGUCUGGAGAUGAUGGCCAAGCAGAGCUCCAGCACAGAAAUGCUCCAAGAGAUUCGCUUAAUGAUGACGCAGCUGAAGAGCUAUUUAAUCCAAAGCAUGGAACUCAAAACCUUUAUGGACCAGACUGUUCACACCGAUGAACAACUAGAGGUGAUUAUUGAGUCGGCGUUGCACAAGUGUGUCUUGAAGCCCUUAAAAGAGGCCAUUGAUUCCUACUUAAGGGAAAUCCACAGCAAAGAUGGAUCCUUCAAGCUCCUCAAAGAAAAUCAACAAGUCAUCCAAAAUACGACCACCACUGACUUGGGAGUCACCACCAGUGUGCCUGAAGCUGCGGUUCUGGAGAAAAUCCUACAUAAAUUCACAACUAUGUCCAAGGCCUAUUCCCCAGAGAAGAAGAUUAGCAUCCUACUGAAAUCUUGCAAACUCAUCUAUGACUCCAUGACUCAGGGAAACUCAGGAAAGCCUCAUGGGGCAGAUGACUUCCUUCCGGUGCUCAUGUAUGUUCUGGCCCGCAGUGACCUGAUGGAGGUGCUUUUGAAUGUAGAGUAUAUGAUGGAGCUCAUGGACCCUGCUCUGCAACUGGGAGAAGGGUCUUAUUAUUUAAUCACUACUUACGGAGCGGUGGAGCUUAUCAAGAGCUAUGAUAAGAUCACAGUCACCCGGCAGCUAAGCACAGAGGUUCAAGAUUCGAUCCAUCGGUGGGAGAGACGGAGAACACUUAACAAAGCCCGGGCAUCUCGAUCCUCUGUUCAGGAUUUCAUUGCAAUCUCUUUCAUGGAGGCUGACUCAAAAACACGGACUCUGGCUUACCGGACUGACUCAACAACUCACCAGCUGAGCCAGCAGUGUGCUGAGAAGUUUGAAGUCUCAGAACCUCAGGACUAUGGUUUGUUUGUUCAAGUGGACGACAAGAGCAUGCGACUUGAUGAUGAUGCCCUUCCUCAUCACAUCAAAUCACAUCUGUUGAACAAGGAGCCCAAGCCGACUUUCUACUUUAUUUAUAAGCAAGUGGGCAGUGAAGAGACAACAGUCCCUGUUAUCAAGGACCCAGAUGCUUUAUAAUAGCAAAACAGUUGUUAUACGAACUCGUUUCUAAGGGUUGUGAUGUUCUUCCUUUCAAAGUAUGCUGAUCUCCACCAAGUAGCAGAAGCAGCCUGAAGCACAGCUUCCUGAAUGGUUGGUGGUGGAGAUAGUAUUUGUGGGUGUCCUCCAGGGAAAUUUCUUGAUUGACUCCAUUUUGCUCUCCGAAAAGAAUAUUUCAUACAAAGUUCACUCUUGGAGAAACUUGAAGAAUUUAGAAUCUCAUACAAUGAGCAAAUGAUGUAGCCUUUAGUGCCAGCUGCACAAAGUUGGUAGACUUGAGGUUAUGGGUAUUAUGGUAAUAUCUUCUUAAGCCAUGUAGCAUCAAGCCUACAGUGUUAUCAGAGACAACCCAAAACAUUUGGGGGCCUGAGGUAGAAAAUCCAAAUAGACUUUCUAGCAGCAAGCACAGAAAAAUAUGAUACAUUAAGCAAUUAGCAAUUAUUUUGACAAACUCUCACAUUGCCUUUCUCUCACAAUAGCCUGCUCCACAUUUCCCAAUGAUAAAACUGACUCUUAAUAUCAUAUCUAGCCUGAGAUUUCUUGUUGUCUGAGAUGGAGCAACAAAACAGCAUCCUGCACUCUCCUAAGUCAGAGUGCCCAAAGAUACCCCAUUAUUUGGACAAAAGAGGCAGAAAACUCUGCAAGUUCUUCUCCACAUCUCUGGUAGUAAAAGAACAAAUUACCAAGUAACUAACAUGGCUUUUCAUAAAAACUAAUGCCUGCUGCCUGAAUCCAACUAACAGUAGGAACCCUGGCAAACAUAUUACGUUAUGAUUCCAUUCCUGCAUGUAAUUUCAGAAUCCAGCUAGGCAUCCAAAAAGAGACAUAGUUACUUCUAUUUCUUGCACUUUUCUGUACUUCCUUACGGUGUUAAGUUCAGUGGUGGGCAGCAAAAAUAGGAUUGAAUCUAGACUCUAGGAAGGGAGUUCCAAAAUAUAGGAGCAACCACAGAGAAGGCCCUCUUCAGCAUCCCCAGCAAAGGUGGUGCUUUGCCUUCAGUUCUAACAAUAGAAAGGAACUAGAUUGGCAUUUAAAUAAUUCAUAUUGAUAGUGGGGCAGCAGGAUAGCUUUGUGUGUACAAGAAUGGGACACACGGCUCUGUCUUGGAGCUAAAUGAAAGAAUGGGGAAGGGCUAAUGACUUUCCAUACAACUCAAUGCCUACUUUCUAAGGUUAUCACCACACACUGUCUUUAUGCCAUAUAGACUGAUGGACAAAACUGAUCAAAAUUCUAUUGGGGAACUAAACCGAUGGAAGAAAUUUCUUAAAUGUAUUACAUUUAAGAAAUUUCUUAAAUGUAAUGCAAAGUGUAGCUACUAUUAAAUCAAAUGGCACAUAUUCUUGUGUUGUUCACUCUCGGACUAUUUAACCUCAUGUUAGUCUUUACAACACUGUGUUGGCACAAACCCAAAGGAAAGUCUGGUUUUGUGAAGCUAAAGUUUUGUACUUUGUACUACUCUGCACAUAAUGAGGUAUGCAGUGAACACUUUUAAGCACACAAUGCAUAGUGUCAGAUGAUAAAACAAGUCCCUGCUGAUUAACAAAGUGAAGGUAGGUAUAUGUCACACUGCCUCUACCAGCUUCUUGUUGAACAGAGAGAGAUUUCAUAUGGUUGAGAGUUCAUUACUUGCUACCAUAGCUCAGCAUUUGCUAUCUGAGUCAACAGUCUUUCUCUGCCUUGCAUUCGGCCAGGUCUGCUUUAUCAGUUGCUCCAAGUCAAACCAGAUGUUCUUUCUGGUAGACAAGAUACUAGAGCUUUUGGAGACCUUGGAAUCGAGGAGUUAUUUAGCAAGUUGGCAGUUAUGUUGGACUGAUUUAACCAUGUCUCCACAUUAAGUACUCUCUUUGUCACUGAAAAUGUAGUUCUUGUUUUCCAUUUGAUGUUUAUAAAUAUGCUGUCUCUCUAUAGAACCAUUUCAUCAAAUCUGUGCUGCAAAAGUGUAUUUCUAAAUAUAUUUAUUACACUGUGAUAUACUAUGUAUUUGAAUUUUAAUUCCAUGCCUCAUUUAUGGAGACAUUAUAGACAAAAAGUUUGGAAGGCCCAAGUGCUGUAGUAACUUCAGUUCGGUUUUCUGAAGUAGAUCAAAUAAAAGAAUUUUAAGGUCACUGGCUGGCCUUUUACCAA